AUGGCUGUCAGGCCCGCGAGGGCGCCGUGGUUAGCGGCCUCAUCGUCGUCGCCCGCUUUACACGUCAGGCCUCGGCCGGUCCGCGUUGGACCGGUGGCGGGUGCGCUCCCCGGCUCGUCAGCCCCGCGAUCGCCCGCGGCGCUCGGAUCGACGGUGAAGAUGUCCCGGAGCCUGGCGGCGCGCAUCGUCGCGGUCGGGGGCAUGACAAAGCCGGAUCACGCGCGCUCGACCCUGCGUAUGUUCGCGUCGGCGCGAGAUGACGCGGUGCGGGCUCGCCUCGUUCGGGCGAACCGUCGCGCCGCGUGGACGCGACGCCGCGCUCCGACGAUCGUCACCGCCGCGCUUCCUCGAGACGACGAAGGGGAGCGUCGCGAGAUCUCGCGCCGGGGCCCCGACGGCAGCCGAGCGGGCGGCUACCCCAACCCAGCGCCCGGCACCCUCAGGAAGAAGCAGAACGCCAAGGACGUGACCCGGGACGGCAUCGCGGCCACGGCGGUGAUGUACGCCUUCGCCGCGUGGCAGUGGCUCCAGUGGCCUGCGGGGACGCCGCACCCCUCGUUCGUACCCGCGCCCUUCCACGCCGCGUGCAUCGCGGCGGCAGCCACCGGGCUGAUCGCGCCGGCGCUCGCGGCGGCGGCGCACCCGGGCGCCAACUACGGAGUCAAGUGA
Messenger RNA from Micromonas commoda, 669 nucleotides. RefSeq lists its product with no specific name. The coding region runs from base 1 to 669 and encodes 222 amino acids. NCBI's taxonomy places the organism in Eukaryota, Viridiplantae, Chlorophyta, Mamiellophyceae, Mamiellales, Mamiellaceae. The record is from RefSeq and is a predicted model, not a curated record. The transcript has a single exon.